This is a messenger RNA of Physella acuta, 1299 nucleotides long. Its product is annotated as NADH dehydrogenase [ubiquinone] 1 alpha subcomplex assembly factor 4. Lineage: Eukaryota; Metazoa; Mollusca; Gastropoda; Physidae. Gene Ontology annotation, biological process: mitochondrial respiratory chain complex I assembly. The record is from RefSeq and is a predicted model, not a curated record. Gene Ontology annotation, cellular component: mitochondrion.
AACCACUCUCAUGUUUGUGAUUGAAGCAUUGACUUUCAAUGCACAGAUUCUGACUUUCAGAACGUAAAUUUCUGAGUUUGAUGAGAUUGUACUUGUAAUAUUUGACAUUUAUACUUACAAUGUCAGAAUGCGUUCACUGUAAGGGUAUAUAGACUAGAUCAAGACAUUUCAGAUAAUUUCUAGGGGGAAAAUUAUUUUAUAUUAAAAUGGGCGUUGUAGGUUCUAAAAUAACGCGAACUUUGAGAAGAUUUAACAUUGAAAGUCGCACAGAAAAGCUCAUCGAAAAACACCAGAGAGUUGCUGAUCCUGCCCCAAAACACCCAACAACAGUGAAAGUAUUGUCUCGUUUAAAAGAAGAACACCCUGAAUACCUCGAAGCACAAUUUAUUAAACAUGAAAAACUGAAUGAAAAUCUCAAACAAAUAUAUGUGCAGUCUAAAGGGGCACUUCCUCAGAUUUCAGCUGAUAAACCCUUACCACAACAAAGAGGUAUGGCAGAAGAGACAGAACUUGGUGCCAUGGAAACUAAGUAUGUUGUUCGUGAAGGCCGAGUUAAUCUCAAGAAUGUCUUAAGCUUUUUGAAUAGCCACCAGUUAAAUCCGAAGGAAGUGACAGCAGAGAAAAUUGCCCAGGAAAUGAAACUAGAUCAAACUCAGGUAGAAAAUGUGCUUAAAUAUUUUAGGAUUUUUCACUUGCACAUACCCAAAGAAAUGUUUGAGAAAAAUCGCAAAUUUGAGAAGCUGUAUAAGCAACAAAUAGCUGCAGCUGAGAAAAAUCCUUUGAGUUUUCGGUUACCAGGUGACAUGCUGAGAGACUCACUAAAAUUGGGACAAAAUGACUCAAAAUUGAAAGAAGUAAAGAGUGAAAAUUUGGAUCUUCCUAAAACUUGAGCAUGUAUAACAUAGAAUGUUGUUUAAGUGCUAUUAACAAACUGGAAAUUCUCAUGUUUAUGUUAAAUAUAUUUAUUUACUAAAAUACUGUUAAAGAAUUGGUGAAUUGUCACAUUACUUGGCUAUUAAUAUAUUUAAAUGGUAGGAAUUGAAACAAGAAUAAAUAACAAACAAAAAUGUAGAUUUUUUUGCUAAUUUAUUAAAAGAUAACUUCAGAAUGAUAGUUUUUUCCUGCUUUAUAAUUUCUUGUAAAACAAAAGGUUAUUGGAAAGUUUUUCUGAUUUACUUAGACUUAUUCACAUAUGUACAGUUUUCAUUUUACUGCUUACUAGGAUCUAAAUCAUUGUGCUAAGGUUCGUCAUUUUUUUUGUACUUGUUUAGUAUCAAUACUAUCAACCUUAAUAAAGCA